CCAACAUGAAGAAGGAGGUGUGCUCCGUGGCCUUCCUCAAGGCGGUGUUUGCAGAGUUCCUGGCCACCCUCAUCUUCGUCUUCUUCGGCCUCGGUUCAGCCCUCAAGUGGCCAUCGGCACUGCCCACCAUUCUGCAGAUCUCGCUGGCCUUUGGCUUGGCUAUAGGCACCCUGGCCCAAGCCCUGGGGCCGGUGAGCGGAGGCCACAUCAACCCGGCCAUCACGCUGGCGCUCUUGGUAGGCAACCAGAUCUCGUUGCUCCGGGCUGUCUUCUAUGUAAUAGCGCAGCUCGUGGGUGCCAUUGCCGGAGCAGGCAUCCUUUACGGAGUGGCACCGACCAAUGCCCGGGGUAACCUGGCCGUCAACGCGCUCAACAACAACAUCACGACAGGCCAGGCUGUGGUGGUAGAGCUCAUCCUGACCUUCCAGCUGGCACUCUGCAUCUUCGCCUCCACUGACACACGCCGCUCCAGCCCUGUGGGCACCCCGGCCCUAUCCAUUGGUCUUUCUGUCACACUGGGCCACCUUGUGGGGAUCUACUUCACUGGCUGCUCCAUGAACCCAGCUCGCUCUUUCGGCCCUGCAGUGGUCAUGAAUCGGUUCAGCUCCUCGCACUGGGUGUUCUGGGUGGGCCCCAUCGUGGGAGCCGUGCUGGCUGCCAUGCUCUACUUCUAUCUGCUGUCCCCCCACUCCCUGAGCCUCAGCGAGCGUGUGGCCAUCAUCAAGGGCACAUACGAGCCUGAGGAGGACUGGGAGGAGCAACGUGAGGAGCGCAAGAAGACCAUAGAGCUGACUGCCCACUGACCAGCAUCAGCAGGGCGAAAAUCACAGGAGAAAAAGAAGAAAAAUGUGACAGUAGAGCUUCCUUCUCCACAGCUGCUUCUUGGCUGGGGAAGAGGCGCCAGAAUCCCCAGGCUGCAGUUUGAGAUGGAAGCAGGGACCAUGAUGGGGCACUCUGGGAGGGGGCCAGAGCGGGAGUCUCAUGGGGACCAGGUUUUUCUGGGUCAGGGCAGGUUGUGAUGCUGGAAUGUCAGACCUCAAAAAUUGGAAAGCAGUGCCAAGCUUACAUGCUGCCCUGGGGCCAGGCCAGAAAGGGGUGCUGUGUCUGCUUCCCCACACUCCCCACCCCUCAGAACUACAGCCAGGCCCUUGGGGCCAGUGCAGCUCCCCAGAGUGCCUCAGCAGGGAGACAGGCUGCUUCCUUCAAUACCACCUUAUUUAUUUUUGGACAGGGCUGCUUGGAAUGGGGCUGCUGGAGUUUGGGUUGGGGAUUCCCAAUAAAACACUGAUCCUCA
This is a messenger RNA of Octodon degus (degu), 1294 nucleotides long. It is a transcript of the gene Aqp5, whose product is annotated as aquaporin 5. The transcript is spliced from 4 exons. Gene Ontology annotation, cellular component: plasma membrane; apical plasma membrane. The record is from RefSeq and is a predicted model, not a curated record. Gene Ontology annotation, biological process: transmembrane transport. Gene Ontology annotation, molecular function: water channel activity. Bases 6 to 803 code for a protein of 265 amino acids. Lineage: Eukaryota; Metazoa; Chordata; Mammalia; Rodentia; Octodontidae.